AAGUGACCGGAAAUUCUUUGGAAUUGGACUGGAAUCCGUCGCCGAGUGACGGAGGCAGCCGUAUCCUCAAGUACAUAGUGGAGAUAAUUAUGUACCCAACAAGAGAUUGUGCUUCCAAGGACAUCAUCAAGUAAUAUUAAAACUGAUAAAACUACCUCCCUGGUAAUGGAGGAUUUUAAAUUAAGAAGUUGUUAAGGUUUGUAUGGGUACUUGCGACCAUCACGAAAGGGGCAGUUUAAAAUUGAAAAAAAAAAAACAUUUUUAUAUACCAAAAAACGAAUGCUAAAAAUUGUACAUGCAGUUCAAGGGUCGCGUAAUUUGGGUUAGUUGGGGGUGCUUUAUCGUGAGAAAUUCCAGGCGACGAGAGGAAUUAGAAGCUGACGAGACCGGCAUCCAGAUCAACAAUCUGCCAGCAGACAUCCUUUGCAAUUUCCGCGUGAUGGCUGAGAACGAAGCUGGCGUGAGCGACGCCCUGACACUAAAGAAAUUCAUAAGGGUGCACGAUAACCUAGCAUUGCCCAGUCGCCCUGGCAGACCCGAUGUGAUUCCACCACCGACCGAUGAAUACUUGCUGCAAUUUCAUCAGCCAGACGUCAUCACAGUGCGCUGGAAACCACCAGAUUACGAUGGAGGAACCCCGAUUACAGGGUAUCUGGUGGAACGCAGAGACACCGCGGGCACCACGUGGGUCCGAGCGCAUGCCGCCCUCACCAGGGACCCUGAGGUCAACCUGGCCGGCCUGGAGCCGGGACGCAGGUACCAAUUCAGGGUCAUGGCGGAGAACGCGCUCGGAUUCUCAGAACCGUCCGAACCGACACCACCGAUCUUGGUCAACAUUGGCAGCAUCGCCACGGUGCCCCACUUCAUGAAGGACCUCAAGGAUGUCAUUGCCGCGGAACAAGAAAGAGUAACAUUUUCCGUCCACGUUUUGGGAACACCAACGCCCCAAAUCGCUUGGUAUAAAGAUGCCUACGAAGUUUUUAAUUCGAAGAGGGUGAAAAUAGUGACCGACAACGAGCGCAGCUCAAUCACCUUCUAUCAAGUUGCCUUGAGUGACGAAGGAGAGAUUAAAUGCACGGCUACAAACAGGGCAGGCCACAUCGUGACAAAGGCGACUUUGCGAGUUGAUGCUCCACCGCGUGUCAAGUUCCCAAAGACGUAUGAUGACGGAGUACUUUUCGAAAUGGGUGACGUAAUUAGAUUAAAAGCGACCAUCAGCGGACGACCGACGCCAAUAAUCUACUGGCUCCACAAUGGCGAGGAGCUCCAAAACGACUUGAAGUGCGAAAUUUUGACCACAGAGCACGCGACCUCUCUUAGAAUUCUCGACUCGAACAGGGACAACCGAGGAGAAUACAUGGUCAGGGCGAGCAACGACCUGGGCGAGGACACAGCCUCCGUGCUGGUCACGGUCACUGAUCGGCCUCAGCCACCGGGCAAACCAGAUAUUGCAUCGCACAGAGGCAGAACAGUUCGACUUGAAUGGAGGGCACCAAGUGACGACGGAGGAUGCAAAAUAGGCAAUUUCAUAGUUGACUAUUACAGGAUUGGUUGGAAUGUUUGGCUAAAAGCCGCAACCUGCCGACAAUUAGGCGCAACUUUAGAUGAUUUGAUAGAAGGGUCAGAAUACAAAUUUAGGAUAAAAGCGGAAAAUCCUUACGGCAUAAGCGACCCUAGUGAAGAAUCUGAUACAGUUUUCAUUCCUGACCCAAAAAGAGGUUUAUUCAAACCACCGGCAAAUGACACUGCCUCUUCUGAUAUUGGAAAUAUAGCAACGGAUGAGUGGUUGGAAGAGAGAAGGAGGCGAAGAGCAGAGAUGUUUGGUUUGUCUGAACCAAAAAAGCCUGACCCACCUCAGCCGCCACCAGUAAAAAGUGUGGUAGAACCGCCGGUUAAGGAACAAAUUAUCAACGAAGAAGGAGAAGAGGGCAGUGAUAUGGAGGAGGAAGAGUCAGAAUAUUCAGAGGAAGAAUUGGAGGAAGAGGAGAUCGAGGAAGAAGAAGAAGAAGAGGAGGAGGAGGAGAUUGAAAACGAAAACGAUGAGCUACAUAUGCACAGGGCAAAUUCCGACGAGCUCAUGGUAGUUUUAAUUCCUUCCAAGGACAAGCUCAAUGACGCACAAAGUGUCACAACGGAAACCCAAAGUGAACAACAUAAGCCGUCUUUGAAGCAGCAAGACUCGCUUGACAUACCUCCACCACCGAUGUCACUCUCGGCACCUGAGCUAAGAGCCCUGGGAAUGCAAACGGACGAGAUGACUCCAAUUCAGUUCCAAAGAAACGCGGUUAGCUCGACAGAACUGUUGCAUGAAAAAGCAAUGGCUCGUCUUUAUCAGGCUUUAGCUGCUGAAGAGGCAAGAAAUGAGAAAAAGCGUCAAGAAACCAUGAUUGAGGAGGACGCGGUUGAAAUGAAUCAAGUUCCUGAAAACAUCUUUCCAAGAGCGACAAUUACGGACACGGGGCAAAUAGAGGAAAUAAAGCCUCCUCCAUCACCUGUCCAGGAAAAACGCCCUCUGAAGUCUGUGUUGAAAAAACCAAAAAGAAAAAUUGCAGAAAAUUCCCGGGAGCUGGGUGAAGCUAAGAAAAACAAAACGGCCGACACCGAGAUUCCCAGGACGCACACGCCGGUUACCUUCAGCGAUAGCUACAAAGAUGAAGACAUUAGGCCCGUUUCCCCUUACCUCAGAGGUCCUUUCCUGUACAAAGAUCACGACUACGACGACGUUGAAGAUAUGGUCAUUUCAAGGCCGACGACGCCGCGGAGUAUCAGGAGUGCCCGCAGCGUGUCGCCGUUCAGCAAGGUGAUCAUCAUGGAGAAACCUCCGGAAGGCGUCGUACUAGAGCCGUCGCCUCCACCAGAACCUCCGCCGAUACCCAAACACAGAUUCCACAGGAGGAAGCCGGUCGAAGAAAAGGUUGAUGUGAACAGCAACGAGGUGGAAGUUUUCAAAGUGCCGCAAAUCGACGAGGCUGAGCUCCAACCUAAACCUGUGCCUGAGGUUGCUGCGGUGGAGUCGCCGCCGCCGGCUGAGGAGGAGACGGAAUUGCUUUCAUCAAGAGCCUUAUUGAGAUCAAAUCUGAGAAAGCCGCCGAGGAAAACUGUAGUUGAGAAGAAAGAGGCAGAGCCGUCUGAGAUGGACGUCGUAGUGGUGGAAAAAAUGGAAAUUGUUGUUGAAAACAUUGAAAACCCGCCAAUAGACUUGCAGAUAAAACCGGUAGAAGAGAAGGUCAAAGAAGAUCUUGAAAAACUGGUUGCGAUUCCUGAGGAACCUAGAGUUAGUAACGCUGACAAGAGAAAGGGCAUGAUAAUUUUCGACAGUGACGAAAAUGAUGAAAAUUCACCACCUACUCCUCCUCCAAGGGCAGUUUUUGAAGAAAAGCUGCCGAUAAAGUUGCCAGUUCUGGUUGUGCCCACGGUUUUGGAUAUGCAAGAAACGUUGCCAGUUCAGCCAUCACCGACGCCUUCGAAGAAAAAGAGAGGCCUAAUGUCACGGUUGUUGUCAUCAAAAGAUAAAAAAAUUGCUGAAGAUGCAAAAAUUAAAGAAAAGGAGGAGAAAGCUAAAGAAAAGUCUGCCAAGAGCAGUAAAUCAAAAGACAAAAAGAGCAAAAAGGUUGAAGAAGCCGCAACAGAAAACGCAAACGAGGAAAAGUCAAAGGAGAAAAAAGGUUUAAGCAUUUUAGGGAUGAAACUUAGGAGACCCGUCGAGAUGGUGAGGGAUGAUGGGGCGCCGGACGCACCUGCAAGAAGACAGGCCUACCAGCAGAAGACACCCUCUCUCCGGAUGAGCACCGAGUCUGAAAAGGCCGCCGAGGAAGCCGAGGCGAGAGCCAUCGUCGUUUCACGCUACGGAGAGUUAAUCAACGAUAUAGAUUCCGGAAGACGAUCGGUUUCAAGACGUCUCUACUUGGACAUCGAUGAGAUGAAGUCUCAAGCAGACGAGGACGAGGAUCCUUUGGAAGCGUCGAUUCACUCACCAAGUCCUGUCAUCACCAAAGAUGAGGAGGAUGCAUCGGCCAAAAUUAAAUUGCUACCAGAGGAUGAAAUACUUGAGGGAGACGACCUAGAGGAGGACGAAGUCAUCGACCUGCCGCCGUCGCCGCCUCGGUCGGCCACCCCGAAGCACGAGUGGGCCAGUUUGCAACAGGCGGCGCCGGCGGCCGACGAGAAGCCGUCGUCCAAGGCCAAGAGCGGAAGCAGCAGCGGCCAGCGAGCGGUGACAGGUGAGGCGGCCAAGGAGACCCUGAACAAAGCCACCAACGUCGCGUUGGGUCUUUUUGUGAUUUGGAUUUCCAUUUCGGUCGAUUGGCACCUGGGCCUGGGCAUCGUGGCCUUCUACCUGCUGCACAAACUCUACGUGCGCGCCAAAGAGAAGUUCCUUCAACUCACCGGACUCAAGAGGCGCGAACGGACUCCGGAGUUCGGCCCCGGAGACGACGUGCCAGACCCUGACCCCCUUCCUGGGCUUGCCCUUCUCGCUCCUCCGCCGCCCCCGACGCCUCCGAGCACCCCCAAACUGCUGCUGAACAUGCAGAUAAUUCCCGAGGAGAACGAGGAGGAGGAGGUGGAAGGGGAGGAGGUGGACGACGAGGACGACGAGUACAUCAUUGACCAGGACGGGAACCUGGUCAGGGUGCGGGAAAGGGAUGGUUUAAGGGAUGAUUACGAUUAUGAGUAUGAUUUUGACGGGGAGGAUGAAAUUUUAGAGGAGGAGGAGGAGGAGGAAGAGCGUUUACAGAGCAUUCCAUACCGUUACAAUAAUAAACAGCCUGAUUGAGGCUGUCUUGGCUUGGAAAAGAGUUUCAAAGUUUUUGUCAUGAGGCAGGAAAGCUGCCUUUCUUGUCAGGGUUCAGCAGGGUUGCUGUCUUUUUGAAACCGGAUGAUUUAAAAAAUUAUGAAAGUAGUUAUUUAAUUAGAAAAAGUCACAAUCUUCUGAUUUCAAAUAAAUUCAUACCAGCCCUUUGAACUCUUAAAGUAAUUUUAAACUUCCACGGAUUUGGUGGUUAAUGAGCUGUGAUAAAUUCUGAAGCAAGCCAAGGCGGUCUCGAGCUGUGAAACACGCGUGUUUUAGUUAAUUCUCCGAAAACCCAAUUAAUUAAAAUUUUGGCCGUUCCCUCGAGCCAUGCCCGGGGCAAUGCAAUUGCCUCGGCAUGACCCGCGGCCGGUGACCAUUCCCUCUCUUAAUCAAUUUUCAGGAUUCAUUUUCUACUUUGGUUGAGCUUCAUAAGCCCCCUUGUUUCCCUAAAAAACAUGGACUCCGAUUAUACUUAAGUUUCUCCCGAAAUGCUUUAGAACAAGAAGUGACACACAAUCUCAAAAAGUGGGCGUGUGAAAUUAAAAAAUUGCAAUUAAUUCAAAGUUUUUCUCUCUAUGUCUAAAAAGACUUCUCAAAUGGAGCAUGCCGUGUAUAAAAAAAACUUUUGUACGAAUAUAACUCUGUGUUGAAGAAAAUGAAUUAAUAUUUAUUAUUUAAUCUUUGCAUGGUGGUAUGUAACCGAUAAUGUUUGUUUACGUGAAUUUAAUGUGAGAUUAUUUGGCAAGCACAUGUAUAAAUAUUAGUUGUAUGUAAGAAAAAUUGUUGUAUAAGAACCAAAAUGUUUGAAAAUUCAAUCAAUGUGACAACAAUCAAAGCUCUGUUGAACGAAAAUCGAAAUUCAUUCAUAAGUGGCCUUUUUCCUGGUGAAAAGGAAAAAAAUUCAACAUUUAUCGCUGUGUUUUGAUAUUUUUUGUUAAAUUGAGCUGUAGAAAUUAAGUGGCGUUUUCUGUUCUA
Messenger RNA from Neocloeon triangulifer, 5767 nucleotides. It is a transcript of the gene MnM, whose product is annotated as titin. The transcript has 17 exons. Bases 296 to 4774 code for a protein of 1492 amino acids. The record is from RefSeq and is a predicted model, not a curated record. Gene Ontology annotation, molecular function: protein binding. Lineage: Eukaryota; Metazoa; Arthropoda; Insecta; Ephemeroptera; Baetidae.